GGGGGCUCGCUGCCGGCUUUGAGCCGCGGAGGAUGCGGCGCCGCAGGCCAAUUAGGCCCGGCGAAGUGGUGGGGCCCGAACGCCACGGCUAGCAGGAAUCGGGAGAAAUGGCUUCCCUUGGAUGCCGCCCGCACGCGCGCUGGGGUUUUGUCCGCCCUGGAGUGCGCUGCAGUGAGGACCCGCUGACCCGCGCCCUUACAGCGGAGCUGGUGCCGGGCCUUCAAGCUGGGGGAAACGAUGCCCUGCGGGGAUGGAACGGCAUUCUCCUGAACGCCGCCGGUUGAUCUCACUGACUGGAUUGAUUUUGGGUACCUCAUCUCUUACGGGAAAUGCCCUGGUCUCACUGGGGCUGGAGGGCAUCUGAACUUUCACCCAUUCUGGUACAUUUCAGUCUCAAAACUAGGAAAAACAAGGAGGCAUGGCUGUGGAGGAACUUCAAUCCGUAAUAAACAGAUGUCAAAUUCUAGAAGAGCAAGACUUCAAAGAAGAGGAUUUUGGUCUAUUUCAGGUAGCAGGCCAAAGAUGCAUAGAUGAAGGACACAUAGACCAGCUACUAGAAAUUAUUCAAAAUGAAAAGAAUAAGGUCAUCAUCAAGCACAUGGGCUGGAAUCUUGUUGGUCCUGUUGUUCGAUGCCUUUUAUGGAAUAAUAAGGAAGAUGAUAAAAGAAAAUAUUUUCUGAUGCUUGAUUUAUUGAUAAAGUUAUGUAAUCCAAAGGAAUUAUUGUUGGGUUUGCUUGAACUGAUUGAAGAGCCCUCUGGAAAACAGAUAUCCCAAAUUAUUCUUCUUUUACUUCAGCCAUUACAAACAGUGAUACAGAAACUUCAUAGCAACAAGGCAUAUUCAGUUGGAUUAGCAUUGUCCACCGUUUGGAGUCAGCUGUGUCUCCUUCCUGUUCCAUACUCAGAAGAACAAAUACAAACAGAUAACUACGGACUUUGUCAGUGUUGCAUGGCCUUAAUAGAGUUCACUAAGCCUUUUGUGGAAGAAGUCAUUGGUGACAAAGAAAACUCACUGGAAAAUGAAAAGUUAAAGGAUGAAUUACUUAAAUUUUGUUUCAAAAGCUUGAAAUGCCCUUUGCUGACAGCACAAUUCCUUGAACAGUCUGAAGAAGCUGGAAAUGAUCCUUUAAGGUGUUUUGCUUCUGAAAUAAUAGAGCCCCUACGACCUCAGAUAUCAACACUGUUUCCUCAACCUUUGAUGCUGCUGACCAGUAUUCCUCUUGCCCACUCUAGGCAGACAGUGGGUAUUUUAUCAGCAAUUGGACACCCUUUCCCCAAAAUGAUUUUUAAUCAUGGAAGGAAAAAGAGGACUUGGGAUUAUCUUGAAUUUGAGGAAGAAGAAGACAAACAAUUAGCAGACUCUAUGGCUUCUCUGGCAUAUCUAGUAUUUGUACAGGGCAUCAGUAUUGAUCAGCUUCCAAUGGUCUUAAGCCCAUCGUACCUUUUGCAAUUUAAUAUGGGGCAUAUUGAAGUAUUUCUGCAAAGAACAGAAGAGUCUGUUUUCUGCAAAGGAUUGGAUCUGUUGGAAAAUGGUUUAUUGAGAAUAGAAGAUAACAGUCUACUUUACCACUUCUUAGAAAUCAAAAGUUUUCUUACCGUACCUCAGGGUUUAGUCAAAGUAAUGACACUUUGCCCUGUUGAGACAUUGAGGAAAAAGAGUUUAGCUAUGCUUCAGCUGUAUAUUAACAAGUUGGAUUCUCAAGGCAAAUAUACGUUAUUUAGGUGCUUAUUGAAUACAAGUAAUCAUUCAGGUGUGGAGGCCUUUAUUAUUCAAAAUAUCAAAAACCAAAUUGACAUAUCAUUAAAGAGAACAUAUAAUAAAUGGUUUACAGGACCACAGCUGAUUUCCCUUCUAGAUUUGGUACUCUUUCUCCCAGAGGGUGCUGAAACAGAUCUACUACAAAAUUCAGAUAGGAUAAUGGCUUCAUUAAAUUUAUUGAGGUAUUUGGUUAUCAAAGAUAAUGAAAAUGACAAUCAAACUGGAAUAUGGACAGAACUUGGAAAGAUUGAGAAUAAUUUCUUAAAGCCACUCCAUACAGGACUUAAUAUGUCAAAAGCACAUUAUGAAGCACAAAUUAAAAAUAACCAAGAAAAUAGCCAAGAAGUCCAGAAGUCUAAAGACAUUUGUUCUAUAACUGUAGGUGGAGAAGACCUCCCUAAUAUGCCUCCUGAAAUGCAGCUUAAGGUCCUGCAUUCAGCUCUUUUCACGUUUGAUUUGAUUGAAAGUGUUCUGGCUCGGGUAGAAGAGCUCAUUGAAAUAAAAAGGUCUACCUCUGAAGAAAAUACUGGGAUAAAGUGAAAACUCCAUGUCUUAAAUAAAAAAUUAGUAAAGUACUGUAUCCAUUUAUUUAUUUAAUACCUUUACAAAGUUUUUUUCUGUAAAACAUCGAUAGAAAAAUAAAUGUAGCUUUCCUCAUUUAUCAGUUUAUAAUGGCACAUUAUGGAUCAGUAGUAGUAUGUUUUUAAAAAGAUCCAUCUCCAUGGUAAAUAAUGCCCAUAUAUGUAUUCUAAAUACUAUUUAAAUUCAAUACAAAUUAAUAAUUUUGUAUUAUAAUUUCAUAAAAUUAUAAUUUGAAUUGUCUUUAUGUAUUCAUAUAGUUGUAGUGAGUUUAUAAAUUUACUGAUACACUUUGUGUUCCAGUUAGAUGCUUUGUUAUAUUUUAGAACUCCUAGUGUCAAACUGGACAUCACAUGACUAUAAGAGAGUAUAGAGAGGUUUUGAGUUCAGGCCAGUUGACUGCUUAAUUUCCUUCUUUUUCCCUGUCUCAGAAGUCUUAGCGGGGGGAAGUCCUAUUACCAUCUCUCAAGCAGCAGUUAUGUGACUGCUUCUAAGAUUAAUUUUAGAACUAUUGGAUGCCCUUGUGGAAAAGCUGAAAAGUAUAUAUGACUUUUCCUUUAGUCUAAGGGGCUAAUUAGAAAAUGCUGUAUUUUUAUUUCCUAAUAAAUAUCUGUCUAUCCAAUUUAAUUUGUAUCAUUAAGAAACUGCAUCUGAGUUUUAUAUGUAUGUACCAAUUUUUCUAAACAUUAAAGGAAUUACUCAAAACUAAAAAUAA
Messenger RNA from Hipposideros armiger (great roundleaf bat), 3053 nucleotides. It is a transcript of the gene GLMN, whose product is annotated as glomulin, FKBP associated protein. The transcript has 20 exons. Gene Ontology annotation, cellular component: cytoplasm. The record is from RefSeq and is a predicted model, not a curated record. Bases 419 to 2299 code for a protein of 626 amino acids. Lineage: Eukaryota; Metazoa; Chordata; Mammalia; Chiroptera; Hipposideridae. Gene Ontology annotation, molecular function: ubiquitin-protein transferase inhibitor activity.